GCCCUUAUUGUAGCGGAUUUCGGGCCGCGCACUGCGCUUCGCAUAGUGGACGGCAUCCGAGAGGAGAUUAAAGCUGGGCAGCUGAAGACCGGCAAGGAGAUUAAGGAAGAUGAAACCGCAAACCCCUGUCUUUAUGCGUUCACACCAUCCUAUCCUUUUCUCGCCACACCCUCACACGUUCCUCCGCCCACUCUCUGCCUCCCGCCCCUCGCCCGCCCGUUCGUGUCACGCGACAAUCCCCUCUUUCUCUCCUCACUCGGCCCGCUCGUUUGUGUCACGCGACUCCAGGAAGCGCUGAAGCGCGCCAUUGUGAAGCUCCUCACGGACAAGGCGCCCGUGACCGCGCUGGAGCUGGGCACCAGCAAGCCGGCAGUGGUGAUGAUUGUGGGCGUGAAUGGCGGCGGCAAGACCACCACCAUUGGCAAGCUGUCUCACCGGUUCAACAAAGAGGGAGCCAAGGCUCAGAAUCUGCCAGUCCCCCCCUCCUCACACACGUACCUCUACCAGGCGUGUAGUGCUGCUAGCAGCGGAAAAUUCAGGGCGGCAGCAAGCAAGCAGUUUUCUUAUCCCUCAAAGCUCAUCCAUGCUCACCAAUAUUCCCUCCUCCCGAUCUCCCCCCCACCCUCCCAGGUGCUGCUGGCAGCGGGAGACACGUUCAGGGCGGCAGCGAGCGAGCAGCUGGAGGUGUGGGCGGAGAGGACAGGCGCAUCGUUCCUCAGGGGGGAAGGGGAGAAGGCCAGACCCGCCACGGUGCUGGCCAAUGCGGUGCGCAAGGCAAGCAGUGACGGCUUUGACAUCCUCCUUGCCGACACCUCUGGCCGGCUGCACACCAACUUCAACCUGAUGGAGGAGCUCAAGGCGUGCAAGCGAGCCGUGGCCAAGACCCUGCCCGGCGCUCCCAACGAGGUGCUGCUGGUGCUAGAUGGCACCACAGGGCUCAACAUGCUGCCGCAGGCGCGAGAAUUCAACCAGGCCGUCGGGGUGACGGGCUUUGUCCUUACCAAGCUGGACGGUACGGCUCGGGGAGGCUGUGUGGCAAGUGUGGUUGACGAUUUGGGCAUUCCAGUGAAGUUUGUGGGCGUUGGGGAGGGCAUGGAAGAUCUUCAACCCUUCAAUGCCGAAGCAUUUGUUGACGCUCUCUUUCCCUCGUAG
Molecule: messenger RNA, 1152 nt
Organism: Closterium sp. Naga37s-1
Lineage: Eukaryota; Viridiplantae; Streptophyta; Zygnematophyceae; Desmidiales; Closteriaceae
Source: the annotation of a GenBank genome assembly